This is a messenger RNA of Dictyostelium purpureum, 834 nucleotides long. RefSeq lists its product as uncharacterized. The coding region runs from base 1 to 834 and encodes 277 amino acids. The record is from RefSeq and is a predicted model, not a curated record. The transcript has a single exon. Lineage: Eukaryota; Evosea; Eumycetozoa; Dictyosteliales; Dictyosteliaceae.
AUGAAAUUUUUUAUUAAUGUAAUUAUAAUUUUAAUAGUAUGUGCUGCUUCAUUUAUCAAUUGUCAAGAAGCUCCAAUUGUUAAAGCAUACAGACCAACUGCUGAGGGAGUUGAAGGACAAGCGGUAGAAGGAUGGACUAUAUUUGGUUAUAAUUUCGAUUUAAAACAACUCAACACAGAAUUUAAAAUUGGUACCUAUCAAUAUGCCUCAACAUUUAAUACCGUGAGAAACCAAAGUGCUAUUCUUUUCAAUAAUUUGUUUGACUAUAAACCCCCAGUAUUCAAAAUUGGUGAAUCAUUCACAAUUACAGCCAAUAUUGCCUAUAAAGAUAUAGUUUCACAACCAAUAUCAUGUAAAUAUCAAGAAGCAAGUUAUCUUAACACCAAAAAAGAUGUAACUGUUGCCUUUGACAAAAAAGGAGGUAAAACUAAAAUCGCCGGUUCAUUCGCUGAUUUAGAUAUUUCCAAAUAUCAAGUAUUACUUAAAGAUAUCGAAUUUAAAGUAACAGCAAUUGAUAAAAACUCUAUUACUGUUCAAUACCCAGAAUUUAAAGGAGAAUUUUUUGGUUUUGAUUUAACACUUUUUAUAAUUCAUAAAGAAGUUUGUAUUUACGAUCAAACUGAAAAUAUUAUGAUUGAAGAAUAUUUAGAUCCAAUCUCUGCUGAAGAACCACCUAGAAGCGAAGAAGACUCAUCCAAAGGUAGUAAUCCAGGCUCUACACAUGCACCCACAUCCUCUGGUGAAAAUGUUGAUGAACCCUCCGAUGCAUUUAAAUCAUUUUCAAUACCAUCAAUUGUAAUUGUUACCAUUUGUUUAAUACAAUUGUUCUUUUAA